Molecule: messenger RNA, 834 nt
Organism: Glycine soja
Lineage: Eukaryota; Viridiplantae; Streptophyta; Magnoliopsida; Fabales; Fabaceae
Exons: 2
Coding region: 1-834 (277 amino acids)
Cellular component (GO): membrane
Source: RefSeq, a predicted model, not a curated record
AUGGGGUACAAUUGGUCUUCUAUAUAUUAUGCUAACUAUGAUCUCUCUGGGUACCAACUUGUGUCUCCAAUUGUGGAACUCCUAGCUUACAAUGCUGAUGAAGAUGCAAACUCAAGCAACCCUUUUCAGCUUGGGAUUGUGGCUGGAGAAAAGCCUAUGACAAUUGACUUCACCAAUGCCACAAAGAUGAACCAAGAAGAUGGGAUCAAGUCCUUGUGUGCUAGUUUCGAAGGUGACGGAAGAAUGAAACUAGCAAAAGCACCAAACCCUUCAACAGCACUUGUUUGUGUUGCUAAGAGGCAUGGCCAUUUUGGCAUGAUUGUGGAGUACUCACCGCCGGAUCAGUUCAGGAAUAAGCCCUUGAGCCGGUGGAAAGUGGCGGUGGGGAGCACCAUUGGCGCCGCUUUGGGUGCUUUUCUUUUAGGCCUUUUUCUUGUGGCAAUGCUUGUUAGGGUGAAGAAGAGAUCAAGAAUGGUGGAGAUGGAGAGGAGGGCCUAUGAAGAAGAAGCCCUUCAGGUUUCAAUGGUUGGACAUGUGAGGGCUCCUACUGCACUUGGCACCCGAACCACACCUAUAAUUGAGCAUGAGGCGACUGUAAAGGAAGCGAACACCCUUCAUAACGUAUUAGAAACAUUUGAGGCUUCAUCUGGUCUUGUAGUUAACUUCCAGAAAUUUGAAAUCUUCGGCAGGAACACCCAACAACCCAUCAAGGAGCAAUUUUCUCAACAACUUGGUGUCUCCAAAUGUCUUGGGAAAGGAAGGUAUCUUGGCAUGCCAUCAAUGAAGAAGGCAAAUUUUGGUUACUUGAGAGACAAAAUCUGGAAGAAAGAUUAG